CCCUGGGUAGCGGCCGCGCUCCGGCCGGGCCGUGGCGUGCGCUGAGCCAUGCACUGAGCCAUGCACUGAGCCAUGCAUUGAGCCAUGCACUGAGCCAUGCAUUGAGCCAUGCAUUGAGCCAUGCACUCUGGGAACGGCACGGGGGCGACGAGCCGCCCGCAACCCGCAGCAGCGGGACACGAGGUGCCGGGCGAGCGGCCGCUCUUCAGCGCCGGCACCUACGAGCUGCUGGCGCUGCUCAUCGCCACCAUCGGCACGCUGGGCGUGUGCAACAACUUGCUGGUGCUGGUGCUCUACUACAAGUUCAAGCGGCUCCGCACGCCCACCAAUCUCUUCCUCGUCAACAUCAGCCUCAGCGACCUGCUGGUGUCCGUCUGCGGCGUCAGCCUCACCUUCAUGUCCUGCCUGCGGAGCCGCUGGGUGUGGGACGCCGCCGGAUGCGUCUGGGAUGGAUUCAGCAACAGCCUCUUCGGAAUUGUUUCAAUUAUGACUCUCACUGUUCUUGCCUAUGAACGCUACAUUCGAGUAGUCCAUGCAAAAGUGAUUGACUUCUCUUGGUCUUGGCGAGCUAUCACAUACAUUUGGCUUUAUUCAUUAGCCUGGACUGGAGCACCUCUUUUGGGCUGGAACAGAUACACACUGGAAAUUCAUGGAUUAGGUUGCUCAAUGGACUGGAAGUCAAAAGAUCCCAAUGAUACCUCGUUUGUGCUACUUUUUUUCCUUGGCUGUCUGGUAGCACCUGUUGUGAUCAUGGCUUAUUGCUAUGGCCAUAUCCUAUAUGCAGUAAGAAUGCUUCGAUGUGUGGAAGAUUUUCAGACUUCUCAAGUGAUUAAACUUCUAAAAUAUGAAAAGAAAGUGGCUAAAAUGUGUUUCUUAAUGAUCUCUACCUUCCUUAUUUGUUGGAUGCCUUAUGCAGUUGUCUCCCUCCUAGUAACAUAUGGCUAUAGCAACCUUGUAACUCCCACAGUAGCUAUAAUCCCAUCUUUCUUUGCCAAAUCAAGUACUGCUUAUAAUCCAGUCAUCUACAUCUUCAUGAGUAGAAAGUUUCGACAAUGCCUUUUGCAACUCCUGUGCUUUCGCCUGAUGAGAUUCCAGAGGACCAUGAAAGAGCCCUCAGGAGCAGGGAAUGUCAAACCGAUACGACCGAUAGUAAUGUCUCAGAAAGUAGGGGACAGGCCAAAGAAGAAAGUGACAUUCAGCUCUUCCUCCAUCAUUUUUAUUAUUGCCAGUGAUGACACUCAGCAAAUAGAUGAUAACAGCAAACACAAUGGGACAAAAGUAAAUGUCAUCCAAGUAAAGCCACUAUAGGGAUGAGCUACAUAGACAUUAGAAUCUGAUGAACUCCAGUCAGUGACUGUUUGGGCUGAAGACUGGUUUCAGUUAUAGUGCCUGUGGUCUGCCAAAGGAAGUCAUAUUAACCUGUGAAGUACUGAAGUAAUUCUGCAUCAGAAGCUCUGUUGGCAGUUCAGUUUUGGUCACAAUAUAGAAAUCUUCACAUUCGCGCCAAACUUGAUGGAUGUUUUUACUCUGAACUUUCCUAAAGUAUAUCAUAGUGUGUUUAAUGGAUUGUACUCUAUAUGGAGGCCUGUAAAGAGAGGAGUCCUGCUGGGGACUUUGGUGGGACCUGCCCAUCUUAUCAAUGACCUGGAGAGGUGACAAGUGCAUUCCUCUCAGUUUUGAAGAUAGCACUAAACCGGGCAUGAGCAAUUUUUAGGCUCAAGGACAGGACUGCCAUUCUGGAGAACAUGGUCAGGCUGAAGGAAUAUUACUAACUUCAACAAGACCAAGUGCAAAGACUUGUGCUUGGAGAAGAGCCAUGUGCAACACAGCAGGAAAGGCCCUGGAUGCCUGUGAUGUAGCUCAGUGGAAAAGGAUUUGAGUUCCUGCUGAGAAACAAGCAGGGCAUGAGCUUGUAGUGCACCCUGGGAACAAGGAAGGGCACUGACGUUCUGGGCUACACUGACAACAGCAGAGCCUGAUAGAUUGAGUGAAAUGAUUAUGCCCCUCAACUCAGCGCUCAUUAGGUCGCAUCUACGCUGCAUCCAAUUUUGGAACCUCCAGUACAAGAAAGGCACUUGUAAACAGGAGUGAAUGUAUUUGGUCUGCCAGAAUUGUAAGGUUUUGGAGCACUUGGCCUGUUAGGAGAGACUGGAGCCAGUUGCAUUGGAGAAGCCUGGGAAAAAGAUGUCUUCAGGAGUAACAACCUUCCAAUAGUGACAAAGCAGUUUUCAAGAAGAUGCAACCAAGCUGUUCAGGGUGAUAUGUGCUGAAGGGAUGAGAGACAAGCAUGAACAGAAAGGAUGAGAUUCAAAUAGUGUAUAAAGAAAAGCUUUGUUUACAGCCAAGCAAUGGAACAGGUUAGAAUAGCGAAUUCCUAAGGUUCCUUCAGCCUGAGUUAUCCUAUGAUUCCCUAAACUGCAAGCGCUUCCAGUGAACAGAGUUCUUAGGAAUGAGGGAGAAAUAUUUGAAAUUGGCUGAGGUUUAGUUUGUCUCAUUUGCUGCUUUGCAGGGAAGAAAAAAAGAACAAGAAAAAAAGUGAAAAAAACCAAAGUAAUGAUAUCCACAAUGACUAGGGCAGUGGUUAAAUAAAAAGCCACCUAGUGGCUGUAUGUAUGUACUCAGUAAGCCAUUCUCUUCUUGCUCCCUGGUGGAAUUCCUUAGCUGUGUUGUGUGAUAAAGUCAUGCAAAUCAAAGCUCCGAUGAAAAACAGCCAGUAAAAAAGGAUAAUCGGUUUUGUUUUGGUUUUACUUGUUUGUUUAAAUAUACUUUAUGCAUCUUUACCCCACAUCCAUUUAUCAUAUAUGUUUAACAGGAGCCUUGUGCUAUAUUAAUGCUAACCUGCUCUGGCACUUUGGAAAAAGUAGUGGCUAAAGAAGAGCAGAGGAACUUUUGCCUACAUUGUAGUGUCAGUAAUGAUUGUUCUAUUUAAUGUUCAGUAACAGAACAGAAACAGCUUUUUCUCACUUUUGUGAAUGUUGAUCAUACCAAAUGACAGUAGGAUUCUGCUCUGGACAGGGCCACCUGUCAUGUUGGAUGAAUAAGUUUGAGAACUAAUUUUGAGUUAUGGGAGCUGAUUCUCCGUCACAUCCAUUAAGCUGAUGUGAUUUAUUUGCUUCAGUCUAAUAAAUGGGCAACAUGGAUCUACAACAUGCAGCUUUUCCAUCUUGGUAAAAACUGUGACAGAAGCUAUUAAGAAACUGCUUGCUUCCUCUAGGGGUAAAUCUUUGAGAGGUAUAAGGGCAAUGUGAAGAAUAACUGCCAGGACUGGGAGCUAUUGAUCUCGUGGUCAAGAAUAAGACUUCAAAUAAAGGAAAAUCAGACCCCAAAUACAGAACCUUUUGGCCCCAGUCACUGAAGAUAUCACCAUAUUCCUGGGAGUAGGGAUUGAUGACCUCAACUCAAAAUACAUGUUUGUGCAUGUGCUUUUGAAGAGGGAAAUUACUUAUACAUGCACCCUUCUAGAACAUCAGCACUGGCAAUCUGGCUCUGCAUCAUGUUUAGAAGUACUUCUAGUGCGCAUUCUGUUUUCUAGAUUAAAUUACAAGCUAAGAGAAAACAUGAUAAUUGCUCAUUUCUUUCAUGUUUUUUUUGUUUUGCUAUAAAGGCAUAGAUAAAUUGUCUUAGGAUGUAAAGGGUUUGCCCUUACAAAAAGCAUGUUCAUUUCAAUGUCAACAACUUCGUUCUCAGCCACUGGUCGCUGUAUCUAUGCACUUUUAUAUUUGCAAAAAGCGAAAGAUACUCUAGCAUUGCAUACAGUGAUUCCAUCCUUUUAACAAAAUGUUUGAUAUUUUAGUGUUUUAUGUAUAUUGAGCCUUCAAUAAGUGAUUAAAUUUAUCUAAUUUAUAUUAA
Molecule: messenger RNA, 3849 nt
Organism: Coturnix japonica (Japanese quail)
Lineage: Eukaryota; Metazoa; Chordata; Aves; Galliformes; Phasianidae
Gene: OPN3
Product: opsin 3
Biological process (GO): visual perception; G protein-coupled receptor signaling pathway
Cellular component (GO): membrane
Molecular function (GO): G protein-coupled receptor activity
Source: RefSeq, a predicted model, not a curated record